AUGUCACAAAUUUAGGCUUUAUGCUCAAAAAAUGCAAAUGGUUUUUCCUGUCUGCUCCAUUAAACUUCAACCCUUAUCCUCCAUCUCUCUCUCUCUCUCUCUCACACACACACACACAAAACACACUCAGUUUCUCUCUCCACAGACACUGUCCGAUUGAACACAAUGAGCAGUUUGAGUUAUGAAGAUCUGCUUAGAAAAAGGAAAAUGGUGAUGGGAGAGUUAGUGAGAGGAAAAGAAACUGCAACCCAACUCAAAACCCUACUGCAGAAGCCUGUUAAUGAUCAUAGAUCAGUUUUAGCUAAGGAACUUUCUGUCAAAGUCUUUAGAUCUUUCACUGAGAUUCUUUCUAUGCUCAAUUAUGGUGGCGGUGCGAAUAAGAGAUCCCUGACAGCCGGCGGUGACCUCGGCGGCUCAUACUGUUCAGGUGAGAAUAAUAAGAGGCCAAGAGUCAAGGAUCGGAGGGGCUGCUACAAGAGAAGAAAGACCAGUGACUCAUGGACAACAAUUUCUCCAGCGAAGGAAGAUGGUUGUGCAUGGAGGAAAUAUGGACAGAAAAUUAUUCUCAACGCAAAAUAUCCUAGGUAAAUAUUAAGACAUCGGUACUGA
Molecule: messenger RNA, 609 nt
Organism: Olea europaea var. sylvestris
Lineage: Eukaryota; Viridiplantae; Streptophyta; Magnoliopsida; Lamiales; Oleaceae
Product: probable WRKY transcription factor 70
Exons: 2
Coding region: 166-588 (140 amino acids)
Biological process (GO): regulation of DNA-templated transcription
Molecular function (GO): DNA-binding transcription factor activity; sequence-specific DNA binding
Source: RefSeq, a predicted model, not a curated record